Scatophagus argus is the source of this 5010-nucleotide messenger RNA. RefSeq names its product ankyrin repeat and SOCS box containing 7 (gene asb7). Lineage: Eukaryota; Metazoa; Chordata; Actinopteri; Scatophagidae. The coding region runs from base 324 to 1319 and encodes 331 amino acids. Gene Ontology annotation, molecular function: protein binding. The transcript is spliced from 5 exons. Gene Ontology annotation, biological process: intracellular signal transduction. The record is from RefSeq and is a predicted model, not a curated record.
AGGAAGCUUCAUUGUUUUUACUGUUCGGGUCAAACUGAUAUGUUCAUAGAGAGACUUUAUUGUCAAAGCUGAUUGUUCAACAGCGAAAUGAUGCUCAGACAUUUCGAGUUUGACAUUUAGGUAACUUUUAAUGAACAAUAUUGCAGUUUAGUGUUGGAUUUGAGUCGAAAGGGACAGAAACAUGCAGCUUUGACAACUCCAAUUCUUCUCGACUGGAAGCUGAUUGGCUAAAUUAAACGUCGGCUCAGUGUCUGUCAAGAAAACCAGUGGAAGACAGAGAGCCGUCUCAGCCCACUCAGCCUUCCUGACAGUGCAGCUCCGAUAUGACUAAGAGAAGCACAUCUCUUCAGCUUGUCAAAAGGAUGCUGAACCACCACUGCAGAAGGAACCCUGAGCUUCACGAGGAGCUGCAGAUCCAGGCUGCAGUGGCAGCAGGGGAUGUCUGCACUGUCCGGAGAAUGCUGGAGCAAGGAUACUCACCUAAGAUCCGCGAUGCCAAUGGCUGGACGCUGCUCCACUUUUCUGCUGCCAAAGGAAAGGAGAGAUGUGUUCGAGUCUUUCUGGAGCAUGGAGCUGACCCAACAGUGAAGGAUUUUAUUGGUGGAUUUACAGCACUUCAUUAUGCUGCUAUGCAUGGCAGAGCACGCAUCGCCAGGCUGAUGCUGGAAUCUGAGUUUCGCAGUGACAUUAUAAAUGCAAAAAGCAAUGAUGGCUGGACACCACUGCACGUGGCUGCCCACUAUGGUCGAGACUCAUUUGUACGCCUCCUCCUCGAGUUCCGGGCUGAAGUGGACCCGCUGAGUGACAAAGGGACCACACCACUGCAGCUGGCUAUCAUCCGUGAGCGCUCUAGCUGUGUAAGGAUUCUUCUGGACCACAGCGCCAACAUUGACAUUCAGAACGGUUUCCUGCUGCGAUAUGCCGUCAUCAAAGGCAAUCACUCCUACUGCCGUAUGUUCCUGCAGAGAGGAGCGGACACUAAUCUUGGACGUCUCGAAGACGGCCAGACUCCCUUGCACCUGUCAGCCCUUAGGGAUGAUGUCUUGUGCGCCCAGAUGCUCUACACGUAUGGAGCUGAUACCAACACCAGAAAUUAUGAGGGCCAAACACCAGUAGCUGUAUCUGUUAGCAUGUCUGGGAUCAGCCGGCCCUGUCUGGACUUUCUGCAGGAGGUCACAAGACAACCUCGCACUCUACAAGACCUGUGUCGAAUAAAAAUCCGUCACUGCAUUGGCCUCCAAAGCUUGAAAUUCUUGGAAGAUCUACCAAUUGCAAAGGUCAUGAAAGACUAUUUAAAACACAAGUUUGACAGUGUGUGAAGGCAGAAACAAUAUAGAGGAGAAGAGGAAAGAAAGCUCUCUUUCUCCCGUCAUUUAUAAAGACUAUGCAAUCACUAUGCUCCUUGUUUGUAAGAAAUGUGCACAGAUCUGGUUCUCUGUAUGCUGAUGGAUAGAUAGUUCAGUUUGUUUAUCUGGUUCAACACAUUAGAGUUUUCUGUUCCUGUUCUCCAUUUCAACAGUUAAAACAGUUGGUAAAAAAUGGCUUUAGUAGGAUGAAGAAAACUUCAUUUGACUGCAGAUAGCAUUUUUAGCACAGUUAGCAUUUUUAUUUUCUAUAAAAAUGUGUAUGAUGUUAUCCUUGCUAGGUCAGAUUUUCAUCAUUUGCAUACUUGCCAAUGAAUAUUGGCAACCAUAACCCUCACCAUAUUUUUUUAACUGAGCUGGAGGAAGCUGAUCUCACUGCUGAAUUGAGGACGGUUUUCUCUCCGACUCAAAGUUAUUGUUGAGCUACUUGGAUAGCGAUUACUUCAAAUCAAAAAUCUCUGCAUGUUACACUCCCUGGUUUUGCUGUAUUACCUUGUUGGAAGUGUAAAUCCUAAAAUCACCAAACACAAUUCCAGUUUGUUUAAUGACUUAUGAAGUAAAUACCACCCCGUUGUGCCCAUUGAAGGCUAAGGUGUGGCGUCCAUCUUUAUAUUGUCACUUCAUAGUCUACUCCAGUAAUAAAUACAUGUUCGCUGCAGUUUAUACAAAUAGCUCAUAUGGUGUAUAUUCAGCGCUAAUGUUCAACUCACCCUAACCCUAACCCUCAACAAAAUUAGUGUGGGAUAACCAAAGUCUGCCCACCAUAACAUUAACCAGACUUGUCAAGCUGAAUGGGUGGUGACAAUUUGGUCUAAUUUAUCAGGCUACGAAUGUCCUCCAGCCUCACUGCUGAUGCAUUGAAACUGAGCUGAAUUUUCAAGUAUCAACAGUAAGAUGAGAGAAAGCUUUGAUGUUUAGAUCUACUACAGGGUGUAGUCUGAUAUGCAAUAAUAAGUCCAAUAGGAUUCAUUUUUAUUUCAUGAUGAAAUGACUCAAGCAAGAACACAGCAUGCAGUUGAAAUAAUAUCGGCGUAAUUUUUAGAUAAUUUCGAUACUACCAGUUGAACAGUGAAAGUGUUCUACAUCAGUCAACUUAAUUUCAAUGUUUCUUGAGGAUAUGUAGUACAUGAGUUUGGAGUGAAUGCACUGUGAUACAAUUCUUUUCUGAAAGCACCAUAAGGUCUGUUCUGGACAAUACUGACACAGAAUCACUAGAAGCUAUAGGCAAAUGUAAAUAUGUGACAUGUACAACAGAUAUUUUUGUAGAAUUUAUUUAAACAUUGAUCUCUGGUAUUCUUUAUGUAUUUAAUGUUUGGGAAGUAUUGUGAUCUGUUUUGGUGUGACUCAAGUAUUUCUUUUUUGUGUGUUUGAGUUCAGAUACUCUGUAUAAGAAUAAUUUGGAAUCAAGUGUUUUUUGAUUUUUUUUUUUUUUAUGUCAGAUAUGUUAGGUGCUUUCCUAAAAUUCAUCAUCUCUUGCAGGUAAUUCUGUUGUGGAGAUUAUACUGUGAAUUUUUCAUUUCGACAGUUUAUAACAAAAAAAACAACAAAAAAAGCAUUGUUUUGGGGGUUUACAUAAUGCCCAUGCCACAGGAGAUUUUAUUUUUUUUGUCCCUGCAUGUGUUUAAAAAGUGUAGUGAAAUUAUGUGGCACCUAAAGUUUUCCUAAAGUGUUGAUCAUAAGUCCAUUCUAACAAUGUUACUACAUUAACAUGUCCACAUUAUUUUCCUAUUUAAAUUUACAAGUUUGUCUGUAGCCAUUUUGUAAAAAGUACACAUUUUGAAGUGCAAAGUGUGCUCUAUUCAGGUAAACGUAAAGAAAUUAGAUUUAAACAAAAAAAAUACAUUUAUUUGAAACAAGUUUCCAAAAAUAGGAAGGAAGUCAGUUAAUUAAGUUGGUUAAUCUAGAAAGGGAAAGUGAGUGUGGACGUUGGGGAGUUGCUUUGAAUAGUUUUUGUUUGUUUGUUUGUUUUUUUUAAAUGAGCUUGAAUAAAAUGAAGCGUUUCACUAGGUUUGGACAUUGUUGGAAACAUUUGGGAUGAUGUAAGUACACGUCUCCAUAAAAUAUAUAACAAAAGUUUUUGACAUUUUAAUGCAGAAAUGCGGAAGAUAUCUUUGAAGGGGCCCUGUGGAGUUUCCUUGUAAACAAACAAAAGUUAUAUUUACAUAAAGAAGUACUCACCAGAAUGCAUUGUGUGUAUCCUUGAGCUUGAACAAAUGUGUUGAAUGCAUUUCCUUACUCAUAAAACAUUUGCAAAGCUGAGUUUUCUUAAAAGUUUGAACCACUCAUUGUAAGGAGGCAUGUUUACUAGCCAACACUCAUUAUGUCCAUUAUCUUUGGUAAAUUAAUGUGUUUCCUCAGCAUUACUGUCACCGACCAAUCAGCUCAGUGAUGAAAUCAGUGGCUUAAUUUUUCUUUAUUGUAUAAUCCCUUUGUACUUCAUCAUGCGAUGCCCUACUCAUAAAAAAAAACUGUUCCAUAACCCUACUUAAGAUUCAAGACUUCAUAAUAUAACUUAAAUAGGUCCUAGAUUUCACUGAGACACGUUUACUGACAACUGAGUAAAUACUGUGGACUUCUCAUAAGGCAACUGACACACCAACCAAUCAGAGUACAGAAUGAAACGACAACAGAGCAGACUGCCCAACACAGCUUCCUAAGCACCACUUAAUCUGCUUUAGGUGAGUGAAGAUAUUGCAGCUUUGGACCUGAAGCUGUAUCAGCAACGUGAUAUGAGUGGAUAACCAAUUUCUGCUUGCAUAUAUCUUUUCUGUGUACAUCACACAUUAUGGCAUGCAUCAAUAUCACAAAUUGAUAUUGAUAUGACAAAUUGAAACUAUGCUGUUGUAGAGUCUACUAAUGUAUUUAUUGUCUUUGCUGUUUGUGUCCAGUUGGUCAUCAGUUGUUACAAGUUUGGAUAUUAAGUUGCCAAUCACGUUGUCAGCCAUGUGAGACCUCUUAACACUGAACCGAUUUUGAGAGGGAUAAUCUUGAAUUAGUUUAGUCUUUGUUAGGCUGGAGUGUGUCUUUUACAUGUUUGGCUUUCUAAAAGAGGCACCUGCUGAAACUAUAUCAAAACCAGGAGUGGUUCUUUUUACUUAUUUAAGAAUGUGAGUUUGGUAUUCUUAGAACAGGCCAAAGUUUUGGAUGUAUUCCCAGAAGUAGUUUGCUGAUGUCUUUAUCCCAAGUUGAUUUGACUAUUGCUACUAAUUAUUUCAGUAAUACAUUCUGAAGACUAAAAUUCUGGAUUCAGCUCCCUCCAUUUUAACUCACUGUUCAUUUUUAUAAUGCAGUAAUUCCAAGACCCAUGUGAAAAUAGUGUUCAUAGUGCCAGAACGUUCUCUACCAUCUUUCAGUUGUGUUCCAUACUGUCUAUUUUUAUGCACCUGAUUCUGGAUUUGAUACAAUGCCAUUUUUCAGCAGUAGUUUUGUAUUAUGUGGGAUUAAGUCUGUCAUACAUUGACUGCCUUCUCCAAUCAGUUCCUCAGCAGACUUUGGUUGUCACAGUCAGGGAAACAGUUCAUACAUGUCUUAUGUGGCUAUCAAAUGGCUGUAAGUCUUCCACACCAUUAACUACUGAAUGUACAGAAUAUGCAGAUUUUCAGAUGUACAAAAAAAAAAAAGUGUGAAUAAACUAAGUUAACGUUUA